This is a messenger RNA of Perca flavescens (yellow perch), 1374 nucleotides long. Its product is annotated as peptidyl-prolyl cis-trans isomerase CYP95-like. Bases 1 to 1374 code for a protein of 457 amino acids. The record is from RefSeq and is a predicted model, not a curated record. The transcript has 2 exons. Lineage: Eukaryota; Metazoa; Chordata; Actinopteri; Perciformes; Percidae.
AUGACAGUGACCCGGUGGCCGCUCCCACCCCACUCGGUGGUGACCGGCUGCCGCCCUUUCAACAGAGCCCUACCAUGGGCUGGGCGACACGAUCACACAUCUCGCUCAGCGGCGGAACGGGCUCUGCGCUCCUUGCUGGCCAUGUCUGUAAACACAAACAUGAGCACGCACGCUUUCAGAGUACAGCGCGGCAUGGAUGAGUCGGACAGAGUUUUCCUGGAGGAAUACGAGGUUGGGACCUGUGAAACCAAACUCAAGGAACUACUAGACUACGUGGAUAAGCCCACCGGGAAGCCGGAGCUCACCAAACCAGACGUGCUUGGUCAAAUAGUCCUUCUCCAGCAACGGAGAUUCCACCUGCAGCUCACUGAGCUUCAGAGACACAGUCAAACUCAACAAAAUGCUAUCCGCCGCUUGCGCCAAGAGAUCCGGGACGCACACAAUGCGUACUCUGAUCUCCAGGCCGAGUGUGUUCUCCUGAAGCAACUGAAAAUUGCUAAACAGCAAGGAGAUGCAGGGGACGGGGACACUCAGACCAACCGGGUAAGUACAGAAGCGGCAGAAUUCACAACGAAGACUGGCGACUCGGACGACGAGCGGGCCGCAGGGAUAAUUUCCUAUCGGUCUCAACCCGCCAGCGAAGGUGUCACCCCGGAUUGGAGGAUCAUCGACCAAGAGAAACCCUCCUCCCAGUGGAGGGAGGAAAAUGGCUACACCAUCAGAAGGGUAAGUUAUCAGCCCCCAAGCCCGAAGAACAUUCUGGAGUUUCGGGUCCCAAGGAAAGAGGAUCACUCCCCUGUUCGGUUGAAAAGAGAAGAAGUUUCAUGCAGCCGAAGAGAUGAUUACUCUCCUGCUUGGCCGAAAAGGGAGGGAGUCUCCCGCAGCAGAAGAGAUGACGACUCUCCUGUUCAGCCGAGAAAGGAGGAAGUCUUCCGCAGCAGGAGAGAUGACGACUCUCCUGUUCGGUCAAGAAGGGAGGAAGUCUCCCGCAGCAGGAGAGAUGACGACUCUCCUGUUCGGUCAAGAAGGGAGGAAGUCUCCCGCAGCAGGAGAGAUGACGACUCUCCUGCUCGGUCAAGAAAGGAGGAAGUCUCCCACAGCAGGAGAGAUGACGACUCUCCUGUUCGGUCAAGAAGGGAGGAAGUCUCCUGCAGCCGGAGAGAUGACUGCGCUCCUGUUCGGUCAAGGAGGGAGGAACUCUCCCGCAGCAGGAGACAUGACGACUCCCCUGUCCGGUCGAGGAGGGAAGAGCUCUCCCGUAACAGGAGGGAUGAUUACUCCCCUGCUCGGCCAGAAAGGGACCGCCCCUCGGUCACAACGGGGAGGAGCCGACAAGGAGGUGACUACCGCACCUCAGACGACUCUGAUGACUGA